This is a messenger RNA of Mesocricetus auratus (golden hamster), 4784 nucleotides long. It is a transcript of the gene Snrk, whose product is annotated as SNF related kinase. Gene Ontology annotation, molecular function: protein serine/threonine kinase activity; ATP binding; tau-protein kinase activity. Gene Ontology annotation, biological process: intracellular signal transduction; microtubule cytoskeleton organization; protein phosphorylation. The record is from RefSeq and is a predicted model, not a curated record. The coding region runs from base 451 to 2682 and encodes 743 amino acids. Gene Ontology annotation, cellular component: cytoplasm. Lineage: Eukaryota; Metazoa; Chordata; Mammalia; Rodentia; Cricetidae. The transcript has 7 exons.
AGUGCGGCCGCACCCCCGGCCGCUCGCUCGGUAUUAUGAUUAGCGCUGGGUGCGGGGUUCCGGCGGUCGGGAGGGAGUUGUCGACGCCGCGGCCGCUGUGGACCGGUGCCCGGCUGCCGGCUGAGGGCUGGGAGACGCCUGUUCUUCUCUCCGUUAAGACAUCGCCUGUUGAUUUCUUUCCGAAGCAUUUAAAAUAAAGACAGGCAGGCACCUUUGCCGCCUCUGGCUUGGGCUCGGGAAGCAGGAAAGUGGCAACCCCUGCCCGCCGUGGCUUCCUCGAGCCCUGUCCUUAAACGGUGGGAUCGGGCUGCGACCCAGGAGCUUUGCUGUGAGUUUCGGGUCAGGUAUCCAUUGCUGUGCUGAUAAUGAAGGCCUUGUCUCCAGCAGAUACACUCAUAUGAGAAGACCCACUUCAAGCACUUUAAUUAUUUUCCCCUCUGUUGCACCAGCAUGGCAGGGUUCAAGCGAGGAUAUGAUGGAAAAAUUGCUGGAUUAUAUGAUCUGGAUAAAACCUUAGGCCGAGGUCAUUUUGCGGUAGUUAAGCUUGCCAGGCAUGUCUUCACAGGUGAGAAGGUGGCAGUGAAAGUGAUUGACAAGACGAAGCUCGACACGCUAGCCACUGGCCAUCUGUUCCAGGAAGUGAGGUGCAUGAAGCUGGUGCAGCACCCGAACAUCGUUCGUCUUUAUGAAGUCAUAGACACCCAGACCAAACUGUAUCUCAUUCUAGAACUUGGAGACGGAGGAGAUAUGUUUGACUACAUAAUGAAACACGAGGAGGGUCUUAAUGAAGACUUGGCCAAGAAGUAUUUUGCUCAAAUAGUUCAUGCUAUAUCUUACUGCCAUAAACUCCAUGUGGUUCACAGAGACUUAAAACCAGAAAAUGUAGUCUUUUUUGAAAAACAAGGUCUCGUGAAGUUGACAGACUUUGGCUUCAGCAACAAAUUUCAGCCAGGGAAGAAGCUCACGACAAGCUGUGGAUCUCUUGCAUACUCUGCUCCGGAAAUCCUGCUUGGUGAUGAGUAUGAUGCCCCUGCAGUAGACAUAUGGAGCCUGGGCGUGAUCCUUUUCAUGCUUGUGUGUGGGCAGCCGCCCUUCCAAGAGGCCAAUGACAGCGAGACACUGACCAUGAUCAUGGACUGCAAGUACACUGUGCCGCCCCGCGUGUCUGCAGGCUGCAGGGACCUGAUCACACGGAUGCUGCAGAGAGACCCCAAAAGGAGAGCCUCUCUGGAAGAGAUUGAAAGCCACCCUUGGCUCCAGGGAGUGGACCCCUCACCAGCCACAAAGUAUAACAUCCCCCUGGUGUCCUACAAGAACCUCUCAGAAGAGGAGCACAACAGCAUCAUCCAGCGCAUGGUGCUCGGGGACAUCGCAGACCGCGACGCCAUCGUAGAAGCCCUGGAAACCAAUAGGUAUAACCAUAUCACGGCCACGUACUUCUUACUGGCUGAGAGGAUCCUGAGAGAGAAGCAAGAGAAGGAGGUCCAGACCCGGUCUGCGAGCCCCAGCAACAUCAAGGCCCAGUUUAGGCAGUCAUGGCCAACCAAAAUCGAUGUGCCCCAAGACCUUGAGGAUGACCUCACUGCCACCCCUCUGUCCCAUGCCACAGUCCCACAGUCUCCUGCUCGGGCUGCCGACAGCGCUCUUAAUGGCCACAGGGGCAAAGGCCUGUGUGACGAGCUCCCGGAGCUGGCUGGGCCAGCACUGUCCACUGUGCCACCUGCAAACCUGAAGCCUGCUGCCAGCGGGCGGAAGUGUCUCUUCAGGGUAGAAGAAGAUGAGGAGGAGGACGAGGAGGACAAGAAGCCUGUGUCCCUGUCCACACAGGUGGUGCUGCGCCGGAAGCCAUCAGUCACUAACCGCCUGACAUCUCGAAAGAGUGCCCCAGUGCUCAACCAAAUCUUCGAAGAGGGUGAGUCCGACGAUGAGUUCGACAUGGACGAGAACCUGCCGCCCAAACUGAGCCGGCUGAAGAUGAACAUCGCUUCGCCAGGCACAGUGCACAAGCGCUACCACCGCAGGAAAAGCCAGGGCCGCGGCUCGAGCUGCAGCAGCUCUGAGACCAGCGAUGACGACUCAGAGAGCCGCCGGCGGCUGGACAAGGACAGCGGCUUUGCUUACUCAUGGCACCGGCGUGACAGCAGCGAGGGACCCCCGGGCAGUGAGGGCGAUGGCAGCGGCCAGAGCAAGCCUAGUAGCGGUGGUGGCAUGGACAAGACCAGCCCGGGCGAGCAGGGCACGGGCGGUGGCGGCCAGAGUGGCUCAGGCGGGACCCCAUCGGGUGCAGCAGGCUCCUCGAGGCGCUGUGCGGGCCCUGACUCCUCUUCAUCCUCCCCAGCCUCGGCCUCUGCCGCUCCACGCGGUGCGGAGCUUGUGCAGAGCCUCAAACUUGUGAGCCUGUGCCUAGGCUCGCAGCUGCACGGCGCCAAGUACAUUCUGGACCCGCAGAAGGCCUUGUUCUCCAGCGUGAAGGUGCAGGAGAAGUCCACGUGGAAGAUGUGCAUCAGCGGCCCUGGCCCCGGCCCCUCCACCGACCUGGACCCGGUGAGGACCAAGAAGCUGCGGAACAAUGUACUCCAGCUACCUCUGUGCGAAAAGACCAUCUCUGUGAACAUCCAGCGCAGCCGCAAGGAAGGGCUGCUCUGCGCCUCCAGCCCGGCCAGUUGCUGCCACGUCAUCUGACCUGUAGAGCGCUCCCUCACCUCUUGUGUGCUGACGUGACAAUGCAUGGUCUUUGUGCAUGCUGCUACACGCUACUUUUCUUUUCCAGCCGAAAAGUCUACUGUGUGAUUUUACAUUCAUGAUUUCAGUGUGGAUGACCAGAGUGAAAUUGUAUAUCUGGAACCCAACGUAAAUGGAGCGCUUAGAAAUCCAUGUUCUGACUUAACCUGGAGGGAAAAUGCUUUCGUUUCCUUGUGAAAAGCCCAAAUUCCUGUCUGACCUCCGGUGAUAGGGAAACUCCGUGCUCUGAGGCACACCGGUGCCCAAGACAGAACCAAAGCAAUAACGUGGUGAUGGCCACAGGCCUGGGAGGAGCCGCUGCCAGCCACCCAGGGCCUGUGCACCAAGAACCCAGCCACGGUUUGAGCACCCACACCUGUUUGUCUUAAGCGAUAGCGUGAGAACAGUUGGGGCUCUUACAUUCUCAUUGACAAAGAUUUUCCUCUUUGUAGUAGGUGAGAUCCACUUAGCAGUUUGUGAGGCAGCUUCCCCUGUAAAAUUACAAGCAGACAAUCUUUUGUGAGGUGAUGAGGUGAACUCUUGUCUUAACUAUUUAGAGAGUGUGUGUCUGUCUGACAGAACAGAGGCUCUGUGUCAGCUUCCCCUGCAGGACACAGAGGGUUCCUUCACAGCUGUGGAGUGGAGACCCUGGAGGGUGCCUGCUGCAGUAGCCACAGUGCACAGCAAAGUCAAACUGACAAUAAAACAACUCCCUGGAGUUGGGUGGCCUCCGGCUCCUUCCAUUCACCAGAGCCCACUGACACACACUGGUCAGAGCUCCAGUCCGGACUGAUCGAUCAACUCCCAAGGCAUCUUUCUGAUGGAUGCACUGUCUUCCCUAAUCUUGGGAAGCCCAGAUGCUGGUCUUGUUUUGUUUUUCACACUGUGCCCUGCGGGGUUUUGAAAACAGUACUUACAAGUGACCUGUGGAUAGGUGUGGCUGGGCCCAGCGUCCUUCCCACACUCCACCCUUUCCUGACUCUGAGUGACAGCAGAGGUGCAGCUGACCACGUCGUUCAGAGCAGGCAGGGCACAGGCCAGACACUUCUUCAGUGCUCACUCUGCUACUUUAGGUUAAUGUAUAUUACUCAGAACUUCACAGUAGAACCUGGCAUACUAAGUAAAAUGAUAUUAAGAUACUCCCUAGACCUAGGCUAACGCUCGUGCUUUAAGCUACAGUCCCGUUCAGCGUGACGUUUAUAUAGUUGAAAGCGAUGAAGAUAGGUGUGGGUGAAGCCAUAGAACACAUUUGCUUGAAAUUCUUAAGCAGGGAUCUUCAAAGGGCCAGAAAGCAAUCUGGUUCACAGAGACAGUGAGAGCCACGUCUGUGUGAGCGAGGAGAGACGUUUAUAAGGGGCAUUGCAAUAAACUUUGUCGCAGCCGUUUUCCAAGUAAUGUACAUACUCUUGUGUGGUCACGUCCAGCCUCAGAACUCAGCUGUACACGUUUGGUCUCCAGUGGUUUUAUAUCCAGGUGUAUAUACGGUGCUCACCUUAGAUCAGCAGUGUUGGCCAUUUAAGCUGCAGAGCUGUAUCAUAGCCUUAUUAGUUGUGUGUGGUUGGUGACCCUUUGGGUACACAAAUGUCUGUCCAUUUGUUGACAAGUGGAUGUCCGUGCAUGUGUUGUAUGUCAUGGGAUGUUGUCACAGGGAGGGAGCAGAACACCAUCACACCAAUAGUGGACCAAACUACUUGUUGCUCUAACCAGUGACUUGUCCCCUAACCUGUCUUCAGAAGUCACAUAGAGUUACAGCAGUGUAUAAAUUAAAUAUUGUGGGAAAAAUUAGUCUUGUAUUUUUCUGUGUGUAUAUAUAUAUAUAUAUAAUUAUGUACUUCUGGAAUUCUAUCUGUAUUUAAAGAUGUGACAAUCUUGACACCGAUUUUAAUAGUCAUGAGACUGAACAAAGAUGUCCUACCGAGUCAGAGUCGGUGUGUGCUGAGUACACACUUGUUGGCUGAUUGGUCAGCUGCCUCUAGUUCUGGCCAGCCUUUCUCCUUGUGCUAACAUCGACAGGUAUGUGACAGACGGGAAGUAAUAAAGUGGCACCCUGGUGUUCAGCAAUA